Messenger RNA from Haliotis rubra (blacklip abalone), 1649 nucleotides. RefSeq lists its product as uncharacterized. The transcript has 2 exons. The record is from RefSeq and is a predicted model, not a curated record. The coding region runs from base 361 to 1617 and encodes 418 amino acids. NCBI's taxonomy places the organism in Eukaryota, Metazoa, Mollusca, Gastropoda, Lepetellida, Haliotidae.
CAAUACACUGGCAGCGUAAGGUACAUUGACUCGGGAUAGCCCUUCCCUUCAAGUAAGCCCUCGACAUCCAGGUUACUUCCAGUUUACACCUGUAGCCAAAGCAGCUUAAAUAAUGGCUCCCAGUUGUAUGGCUCGGCUGAAGGUGAGCUGACAUAAUCAGCUCUAUCAAACGCGCGCACUUGGAAGGUUGGCUAGGUCGGGGGAAGAACUGGGGCACAAUCUCGGAGUGGGCGUCAUCUCUUUCUGUGGAUAGUACUGAACGUCCCGACACAGGCCAGCAUACCAGGCUGGGUAUCACCCACCUUCUUCCCUGAAGCUGGAACAUACAGGCUAAGAUAGCUGCACUAUACCGGUAUCCUGAUGUCGUCGUAUGGUGAGACUGUGGAGGAGAUGUCUCCGAGGGUCAGCACGCAGGUAAAGAAGGAACUGACAAAAGGCCCCGACACUAAAAACUAUGUCCUACCGAGUAUAACUGUACGGCGCAGUCCAAUGAAGGACUCCAUGCUGCUGUAUUCCGAUCACAUGCACAAACUGACGCUGGAGAAAAAGGGAAGUAAGUAUCACCUGACGCCACGUGAAGAUCACGCGCACUUCGCUCCCCAGAAUGUACACGUCUCCAGCAGUCGACGGAAGGCGUUGUCAUUGAAUGAUUUGAUAGACAGACGGAAGAAAACACUCCACGACAAAAGAGGUAAACCUAAAUCAGCUCGAACACUUCCCAAACGAAGACUGAAACAUCUAGCACCAAGGAAUCUUCGAAUAAGCUUUGUCAGUGCAUCUGAUCUCCAUGAAAUCAUAGAUUACAGUCUUACUUGUAAGGGAUCACUGUGGGAAGAUGACAAAUCAUUAAAAUGUGUGCCGCGAGGGAUUCCCGCAGACAAAAUAGAGUAUAAUGAUGCAUCAGAUAAUUCAGGAAGACCUAGCGACUGUGAGAAAUCUUCUUUAGGUGAAGACACUAAUCAGAUUUCCGCUCAUUUGGACGGCAGCGCUCCAUUAGUCGGCGAUCCUCCGCUACAGUCGCAUAAAGUCAACAAUGUCACUGACCUUGCGAAAGCGGAGACUAUUUUGUCCUCAAGUGUGAAACGACACACAAGAAGCUUCGCCAGAUAUCGACCUCGGCGGGCUAAACGCAUGCACCUACAAAGUCCCGACCUAGGCGUAAUUCCAGAAGGGGAUGGUUUCGGUGCUGGCGAGAUACUUGAUGAACACUUUACCUUCAACCAAGAAACCCAUCCUUCAAUGGCAUCAUUGAAAGCCAUAAAAAAGUCAAAAGCAAAACGAAAUGAUGUAUUUGUUUUACCGCCUCUAAAUAUUAGCCAUGCACCUGACGCACGUGCGAGACAUACUAAUUUCAAUGUAACCCAGUUUCCACCAAACGUUAAGCAUGUGGAGUCUGAAGACAAAGACGCUCUGGUCACUCCACCCAUUGACAAGAAAUAUGUUCUCAUUCCACCCGAGAAGUUGCGAUGUGCGCCAGUUCUGAAAGGGCGCCAGACUUCUGAUAAGCGGGACGUCCCCGUGGAGUCCACGAGCUCAAGCACACACAGUGACGACAAACUUCAAACAACCAAAACAAGUCAAGGGCCCAUAAAAACAUGCAAAAGCUUGUUUUUCUAAGAGAUUACCCUCACAAGCAUUAUCAUCGAGAC